GGGUUGUCUUGAUAUGGGCGGGGCUUUAACCGGUAUGUUAUUUUAAGCAUGCAAUUGAUAUGGGUUGAUCAGAAAUUGUUAUAUUUAUUGCUGAUUAUAAAACUAUUUACAUGACAGCAUCAGCAUUGAGCUUCAGAUCAAUGGUUUUGAUCACGAUAACAAACGAACUAUAUUCAGAACAAGUUUGGCAACAAUGAAUACAACACAUGCGGUUGCAAUUAUGAAGUAAAAUGUAAUGAACAAGAGUUUUCAUCUCAACAUAACUUUAUUUUUUUAACUUUUAAUUAAAAACUGGUUAGAGCCAGCUGACGGUUUAAAAAAGAAAAAUAAACUCCGACAGGCGGAGACGCAACGCGAGGCGCAUUCUACCAAGCACCACGUCUGAACAAACCCCACGUUUACCAGAACUCUUCUCGUUAAUAAGUACUACAAACCGAAAUAAAAAACAAACCUGACGCUGAAGAAACCCUAAACGUUAACGGAAAAGACCCGCAAACCUGAGUGACUGAGGGAGAGACAGAUAGACAGAGCGCUGUUCUCUUCUCAGUGUUCUGUGUGUGAGUGAGCAGAGCGGGAUACAGUCAGCAACACAAUGAGGAUUUUUAUUCAAUCCGAGCACAGAUAUUGACUCGUAUUACUCGUAUGAUACUCGUACUCGGCAAAAGUGCUUUAUCCGUACCGGAUACUCGUUUCAGCCGAGUAUCCGGCUCAACUCUACUGAUAACGUUGUUAACUGAAAUUACAGCUGUUAUUGACACCAGGCCCAGCGAAUGCCAGGACCUGGAAUGCACCUAUCUAUGACGAUAUUGAUAGGAUGAACACAGCCUUCACAGAACAAUACCAACGACUACUUCUCUAGCCCCGCCCACUGGUUCGUGCAUGAUAAUUCUGAAGUAACACACGUGGUUCGGAACCAGAUAGAGCGAGCAAGCAAUAAACAAACAUGCCGUUAAAGAUAGAUCAAUAUUGUGCCAUCCCUGGUUGUGGAAGAAUACAGUCGCUGCAUAACCUUCCUUCGAAUUCGGACAUUAGUAAUGUGGAAAAAAACAUGGAGCGUUUGCUGUUUCAUUUCUCCGAGAAUUCCUUUGUGAACAAGGCAGAGAUUGACACGGAUUUGUGGAAUGACUAAAAUUUAAAAGCAGUGCUGUGUCGUCAAUUUUGGAUCCGAUAGGAAUGGUGCAGCAAUCUUGUGUGAGUAAAACAUUUUUGUACUAUGCGCACAAUGCUUUGUUAGAGAUCGCUUGAUGUGUUCUGAGCACUAUUCGCACAAGAUUAGUAUUACCUAUGGACCUCAGUCAUUUGUUAUACUUGCAGAGGUAGUCUGUGAUCCUAAGCCUGUGCGAAUCAGCAUCUCUGUGACUUGACGGCUCAUUUAUCAUUUUUCAAGGUUUUAUCCACCGUUUGGGAAUAAUGGAGGUUAUUUUGAAGUGUUCUGGUAUUAUUUCGGGUGCUGGGUGAUAUCCAUAAGUUACCGGGAGUCUCCCAUUUGUUUAUUUAUCAUGGAAACUCUCAUAACAUUUGAGACCCGCAAUCGUGGUGAUCUUUUUUCCGGUUCGCGAUCACGGGUCUCAAAUGCUGACAGGUACAGUCAUGUAUCAUUAAACAUCCAGGAAAUAAGUCAGUCAAAUCAUCUCACGUGAAUGCGUCACAUGAAAUACUGAUGUGUGGAGGUCAUUUAUAAAUCCCUGGGGGUCUCCAGAUAAUACUAAUGCCGUGCGAAAACAAGCGUUUGUCGAGCUGGCCUCAAAACCAGUUAUAGUCUAUUACUUCUUGAUUUUUAUUUUUUUCAAUGUAAGAAUCAAGCAAACGUCAUAACUAUACCUCAUUCAACAGUAUAAAACAAUAAACAAGGCCAGUUCAUGAGUCCUUUAACAGCAGACUGUAAUUAGAGCAGUAUGUAAACAUCUCGCGGAGAGAUCACUUGAUAGCAAUAACACUAGGAACUAGAAAUGAGUCACAUUGUCAUAAACAUUAUCUAUUAACCCAACUAUUAACCCCACAGUUACACCUCCGUUAACCUUUGUUCAGAAGCUUCCAUAGCUGAACUUCUUAACAGAAAACAAAAGUAAGCAAUAACGCUCACUCUGUAAUACUUCAUGGACAAAGAAAUAUAGGACUUCUAAAAAACCAGGUGGUUACACAUCGUCAUGGUAAAUAUCCACCUCAGAGUUGAUUUGUUUCUAGUUACAUAUAUGGUUGCACUUUCUGCGUGUGUGCAUAUUGGUUCUCAACACAAACAAGCAACUUUUUCGUCAGAUCUUCAAACCUCGGAAAUAUCUUCAGAUAGCCAAGAAAUGGACAUUAUUGGAUCAGCGGAGCUAGAAAAAUCCAACGGCACAUAUCCCAGCACUGGAUUUCGCUCCACAUGGCCGUCUGUACUCGGCACUGUGAUAGCAGUGCUUUCCAUCGCCCUCAUGAUAGCAGUGGCUGUGAAAUACCAUCUCUUCAAGAGCUGCCAACUUAGAAACUCACAUGAAUUGCUCCUAGAGGGAGAUAGAGACAGCCAGUAUAGCCACGCCGGGGCUCUGGAGGGGGGUGUGGCAGUGAGAGGCAUGAGGGGCAGAAUGAUCGAUACGAGCGAGGAUAAUUCGGGUGAAGAUGAUGAUGGCUUCAUUGAGGAUAACUACAUCCAGGCUAGCGAGAGGGAGGACUAUCAGGAAGAUGUCGAGGACACGGAUGAUGAGCUGAUCAUUUCAGAGUCAGACAUUGAGUAAACGGAUUUUGUCCACCACUACACACAUCCUGCUCUAUAUGUUACACUUCCUUCUAAUCAUAGGGCAUUAUCACUGACUCAUGAAUGAGAGUAAUAAUAGACUGGGACUAUGAAUGGACUGUAAAAAAAACUAUGAUUUUGAUAUGGGUAGUUGAUAAUAUAACGUACAUGUGUCCUAUAUGGUGUGACCUAGCAAAAAUUUUGAAAAACUUGAAUGAAUAUAAAUCUCUCUUAUGCUAUUUCAUGGUAUAUUCUAAAUUUAAAUAAUAUAAAAUAAGCUAUUAUUAACAGUUUGUUUUCUUAACUUUUGCUGUCACAACAUAAAACAAAAUUAGGAUUUAUUUGCCAUUUUCAUUAUGAAACCAAGAUUUCAUGUAUUUAGAUAAAGUUUUAUACUCCUUUUAUACUUAAGUGUUUUAAUGUAAAAUAGGCACAAUAAACCAUGAUGAAUUUGA
Molecule: messenger RNA, 3168 nt
Organism: Triplophysa dalaica
Lineage: Eukaryota; Metazoa; Chordata; Actinopteri; Cypriniformes; Nemacheilidae
Product: type III endosome membrane protein TEMP-like
Exons: 3
Coding region: 2148-2714 (188 amino acids)
Source: RefSeq, a predicted model, not a curated record